GGCAACACCUAUGUAGAGUCUUGUCUAUAGUGGCCACUGCACUGCGUCAGUGCGGCUGCUGUAAAAUUAAUAAAUUUAAUUAAAUUUUACGAUUAGAGUAUUUAACGCCAUUACAUUAUACAAUUUUUGUUUGAAUACGAGCAACCGCAUUAAAUAUUACGCGUUUUCAUAAAAUACUAUUCACAAAUGUAUAACAAAUACAAUACCCGCAACCAUGGGCGCUACAACAAGCAGGGGCAAUUUAUACCGGCAAACUCCGCCGGUGAGGGCUCCUGGCUGUCCGACAACCAGGACCAUCAGCGGCGCUCCAACCUGCGGGAAGCCAGUCGAAACUACGAGCCCGAGGACUCCAAAGUUGACCAGCCCACAAAAAAUAACUUCAAGGACGAGGAUCAUGACACGAAGAAAGAAGAAGACUUGAACACGUCCACUGAUAAUAACGCCCGCCCCUCCUGGAUGAAGUCUAAACUAGCUGGAGUGAAGAAGAUCAGCAACAAGGAGCGGCGGCGGCGGCAGAACGAAACGCUGCGCCGGCUGCUCACGCCCAAGAACGCGCUCAUGGUGCUCAAUGAGAUGCUGCCCAAGGACCAGCUCGCCUCAAAUUUCAGAGUGGAGACGGUGUCGAGCCCCAACCAGUACGUAAAGCCGCACUCGUACCGCGCCAACCUCACGCUCGAGGGGAACGACUACAAGGGAUUUGGUGAGAACAAGCUGAUGGCGCGUAACGCGGCGGCGGAGCAGGCCAUACGCGACCUCAUCAUCAAGAAGAUGAGCAAGGCCAUCAGUUACGAAGUAUCGGGGACGGGCGCCGGAGCGACCAGCAUCGGCGAGGAGACGGAAGAGGAGCCGCUGCCGAUGAUCCAGCUGGCGUCCUUCGCGCUGCACAAGCUGUUCUGCGAGUGGGAGGUGGAGGGCCACAAGGUGCCGCAGCUGAAGCCGCCCUCCUCGGCGCAAGUGACGGAGUCCGAGUUCGCGAUGGAGGUGGAGUCGGUGCCCCGCACUCCGCGCGGCUCCAAGAAGCCGAAGACGCUGCCGGCGGACGCGAGCACCAUGCACCCCUGCAUGCUGCUCACCUACAUGCGUCCAGCCCUCGAGUACCGCGAGCUGGCCGCGCAGGGAGACCGCCCCCAGAACAUGCUCUACACCUUCGCGCUCGACGUCGACGGCGCCACCUACAUCGGCAAGGCAUCCAACAAGAAGGAGGCGCGUCGCUCCGCGGCUCAGGCGGCCUGCAAGGCGAUCUUCGGCAUCGAGUUCAAAAACUCCGCCUCGUACUCCUCCUAGCUCACACAUACACCUCGCACCUCGCACCUCGCACCACGACACCUAGAAGUUAUGUGACCUUCCAUUGUGCUGACACUUGUAACUAAGUUUGAGGAAACACACACAAUGUGAACACACACAAGUAAUGUGAAAUAGUGUAGCUCACCCCGAUAGUCUCCCUCUCGUAGAUUCAACAGAUGUAUUUAACAUUUUAUCUCUACCUUUUGAUUUCUUAUAUAAUUGUAGUUAAAAUGAGUAUUGUCAUGAGAGUGUUUCACAUGAAAGGAUUGUUCCUGAUCAAUUUUAAUUUUUAAUUUAGUAUAAGUUUUACAUUUAAUUUUAAGUUGACGAAAUGUUUUAUUU
Molecule: messenger RNA, 1626 nt
Organism: Papilio xuthus (Asian swallowtail)
Lineage: Eukaryota; Metazoa; Arthropoda; Insecta; Lepidoptera; Papilionidae
Exons: 11
Coding region: 187-1284 (365 amino acids)
Biological process (GO): siRNA processing; regulation of regulatory ncRNA processing
Cellular component (GO): nucleus; cytoplasm; RISC-loading complex
Molecular function (GO): siRNA binding; double-stranded RNA binding
Source: RefSeq, a predicted model, not a curated record